GGGACACUCUCGCCAGACCGGUUUUCAGGCCAUGUUUGUGUGUUGAUAUUUAGGCAAGUCUUAAAAGCUAGAAAUUCACUGCUUUUAUGUUGUGGAGCUUUUAAAUUGAACAGUGGGUCAGAUUUUUCACACAGGAUCUUAAGGGGCAUUGAAUGUGUUUGAGCGCAUCCUUGCAAGGACAAGACACCUCACCAGCGUCAGCGUCUCCACCAUGUUAUCCUCUGUUGUCCCGUACAAAAACCAGCACUACGCUGAUCUGAAGAGGGACUGUAUCAAGAGCAAGACACUGUUUGAGGAUCCAGAGUUUCCGGCCAACAAUUCAUCCCUUUUUUUUAGGAAACCACCUGCUGGCAAUGUGGAAUGGAAACGACCAGGGGAAAUAAGUGAAUCACCUCAUCUGUUUGUGGAGGGCAUCAGUUCCCACGACCUGAACCAGGGCGUUUUGGGAAACUGUUGGUUUGUUGCUGCCUGCUCCUGCCUGGCUUUAAAACCACACCUCUGGAAGAAGGUCAUUUCUAACUGGAAGGAGCAGGAGUGGGAUCCCAGUCACCCACAAAACUAUGCUGGGAUCUUCCACUUUCAGUUUUGGCUCUUUGGGGAGUGGGUAGAUGUGGUGGUGGAUGACCGACUGCCGACCAUCAACGGAGAGCUCAUCUACUGCCACUCAAAACAAAGGAAUGAAUUCUGGAGUGCUCUUCUGGAGAAGGCCUACGCCAAGCUCUCUGGCUGCUAUGAGUCCCUGGAUGGGGGAAACACAGGAGAUGCUGUGGUGGAUUUCAGCGGAGCUGUGACUGAAGCCAUCAAUCUGGAAGCAGAAGCUUUCUAUAAAGACCAAAAAAAACAAGACCUUCUGUUUGACGAUCUGAACAAGGUGUAUAGUCGGGAUGGAAUCAUCAGCUGCUCCAUCAGGGCACAGCCUCAUGAAAUUGAGCUCAAGAUGGCAAAUGGGCUGGUAAAAGGCCAUGCUUACUCAGUUACUGCAGUGAAGCGAGUGCGUUUGGGUCAUGGGCUGCUGGCCUACUUCAAGAAUGAAACCAUUCCUCUGAUCCGCAUGAGAAACCCCUGGGGCAAGACAGAGUGGAAUGGAGCCUGGAGCGACAGCUCUGAGGAAUGGUCAAAGGUUGGUGACAAAGAGAGGAGCAACCUUGGCAUCACAGUGGAGGAUGAUGGAGAGUUCUGGAUGUCGUUCACAGACUGGUGCAAGUGCUUCACAGAUGCAGACGUUUGCCGUCUCAUCAAUACUUCACUGAUCAGCACUGAGAAGACGUGGCACGAGUUUGUGCACUUUGGGAGCUGGACCAAAAACUCAGACCCGCUGCUAAACCGCUGCGGCGGAUGUUCUAACCAGAAGCAGACAUUCCUGCAGAACCCACAGUACUUGCUUGAUGUUACCAAGGAAGCUGACGAGUUCCUGUUCUCGCUGCAGCAGAGAGACAUGAAGAUCCACAGAAAAAUUGGUCAAGGAGAAAACCUAACCAUUGGCUUCAGUGUCUUUAAGGUGGAACUAAACAGGAAGUAUCGAAUGCAUGACAUCCUGACUCAACAGUCUGUAGUGACCUCCACCUACAUCAAUGCUCGGACAGUGUUUAUGAGGUGUACGUUGCCUCAGGGUCGAUACGUCAUCAUCCCCACCACCUUCAAGCCUCUGAUGGAGGGAGACUACAUGUUAAGAGUUUACACUGAUGUGGACUCAAGUUGCCGGGAACUGACAGAGGACAAACCAAAGAUAAAAUGCUGGAGUUCAUUCCUGGGAUACCCACAAGCUGUUACUCACGUCUACAUCCACGGAGCCGAAGGGCUGCAAAAGCAAGACAGCACAGGAGGUGCUGACCCCUACGUGAUUAUAUCCUGCGAGGGCCAAUCAGUGAAGUCCACCAUCUGUAAGGACACUCUGCAACCAAAGUUUGAAACCAGCGCAAUUUUCUACAGGAAAAAGCCCAGAAAUCCCAUAACUGUAGAGGUGUGGAACAGCAAUGCUGUGAAGGAUGAAUUUAUGGGCCAAGUUGUGUUGCCAGCGAGGGCAACAGACACCACGGACCCUCAGACACUUCAGCUGAAGAAGAGUGCCCGACAGAUGGCUGAUGAGAUGGCAGGUAGGAUCAGUCUGAGGGUCGUCACUGCGACUCAGCUGACCGCCAUGUGACCUCAUCUAUGACACAGCUUGUGAGACUUAUCUG
This is a messenger RNA of Melanotaenia boesemani (Boeseman's rainbowfish), 2177 nucleotides long. Its product is annotated as calpain-5-like. The coding region runs from base 212 to 2143 and encodes 643 amino acids. Gene Ontology annotation, biological process: proteolysis. Lineage: Eukaryota; Metazoa; Chordata; Actinopteri; Atheriniformes; Melanotaeniidae. The transcript is spliced from 13 exons. Gene Ontology annotation, molecular function: calcium-dependent cysteine-type endopeptidase activity. The record is from RefSeq and is a predicted model, not a curated record. Gene Ontology annotation, cellular component: cytoplasm.